Molecule: messenger RNA, 1348 nt
Organism: Stomoxys calcitrans (stable fly)
Lineage: Eukaryota; Metazoa; Arthropoda; Insecta; Diptera; Muscidae
Exons: 2
Coding region: 90-1223 (377 amino acids)
Source: RefSeq, a predicted model, not a curated record
UACAAAUGUGAAAUAAACAAAAUAGCCAACAACAACAAAAACAAAAAGAUAUAAGAGCGGUUAAUAAUAUUAAAAAUCAAAAUAGAAAAAUGUUUCAAUGCAUUAAUUUGGGACAAGUCUUGAUGGACGAGAACUUGCGUGUGUUUUACCUUUGCAACAACUGUAACAUUGACAUCAGGGAUGGUUUAAGCCAAUUUUUGGAACAUUUAGAAGCCUGUGAAGGAAUCGGCAAAUUGUUGUCCGCCUUUAAGGCAGGACAACAACUGAAAUACCACACAGAGAAGGGCAUAAGAAAAAAAUCCAAAGCAGGCAACGAGUUUUUUAUAUAUGACUACCCCAACGUGGAAAUAUCCAAGCAGAGUUUCAUAGACCUUAUGGACAUUGAGGAGGAGCUGUUGAAUCCUAAAUGGUAUUCCGAUUUAACUACAGACAUAGGUAAUGCCAGUGCUUCGGCAGCAAAUUCCUCGAAGAAACAAUACGACAUCCUUGUCAAGGAGGUGACGCCUUUUGUGCAAUUUAAGGAACCUUGCAAUGUCAACAGCAGUAAAAGUCGAAUCAACAAAAGCCAGCAAAAAGUAUCGAUGGGGAAACAUUUAACAAAUGUGGUGCCCACGCUUCCAAAUAGCACAGAAAAGGGCUAUGCGAGCAAGAAAAUCAUUGCAACCAAACGAAAAUUGCCCAUAGAAAGUGUGGGCAAUGGACCAAUUCAAAGGGUUAAUAAUACCAGCAAUGUUGCCCCAAUGUUGGUUUCAACCAAGAGUAAUGCCUGUGCUCCAAUUGCCAAAAAAAUAAAAAUGGUGGAAAAUGUAACGAGCCUCAAUGCUGCUAAUCCCUUCCCGAAAACGCAAUUUUUAGCCCCAAAGACCAGCAACAUAGUAACACCUUCCAGAAAUACAACAAACACUUCAGCAGAGCUGAUGAGGCAACCCACAAAGGAGAAAGAAACAGCUCAAAUCCUUAGCAAACUAACAAAUUUAGGAUUACAAAUAAAGCGCACACAUCCACCAAUGCCUGCCACGGAAACUGCUGCUCCAGUGACGGACGACAAAACGUUACAAAUACUUCGGAAGCUGCAAUCAAAAGGAGGAAUGAAAGUGAAAUUGGUGAAUCGGCAGGACAGUAACAAAAUCAAUGUGACGGGGUUUAUAGCCCAACCACAUCCAAUAAUCAAUGAACCCAUAUUGAAAAAAUCCAAUAAUUUAAUAAUACGAAAAGUCAAAUAAUCUUAAGGGUAUUUAUUGUUUCGAUUUUCAAACGUAUAGUCUACCCGCAAAACAAGUUCUCAUAUUUAAGCAAUAGUAUUUAGACAAACUUAAACACAAAUAAGAAAUAAAGACAAAAAAUGCAA